Cygnus olor (mute swan) is the source of this 1289-nucleotide messenger RNA. It is a transcript of the gene TUSC1, whose product is annotated as tumor suppressor candidate 1. Bases 116 to 697 code for a protein of 193 amino acids. The transcript has a single exon. The record is from RefSeq and is a predicted model, not a curated record. Lineage: Eukaryota; Metazoa; Chordata; Aves; Anseriformes; Anatidae.
GGCGGCGGCGCCCCGUGCGCCUCCCUCCUCCCGCGGCGGCGGCGGCGGCGGCGGCGGCGGCAGCGGGCUCAGCGGCGGCAUCGGGGCGUGCAGGCGGGCUGCGGGAACGGCACGGAUGAGGCGCAUGCGCGCCGUGGACGGGCGCUGGGGCUGUAGCAGCUCGGCGCGGAGGUGCCGGGCGGGGCUGGCUGCCGCCGCCGGGAGCGGCAGGGGGGUCCGCGGCGGGGCGGAGGAGCUGGGCCAGGAGGGCUGGCGGGGCCAGUCGCGGGGCUCGGUGCAGCAGCUGGCGGAGCGCUACGCGGACCUGGCGGCCAGCCACAGCGAGGCGCUGCGGCAGCGGGAGGAGCGCGAGUGGCACAACGCGCGGCUGCGCCAGGAGAACGCGAGGCUGCGCCUGGAGAACCGCCGGCUCCGCCGCGAGAACCGCUGCCUCUUCCGACAGGCCCUGCUCGGGCCCGAGCCCCGGGACCCCGACAAGCCCGAGGCCCCGGCAGGGGAGGCGGAGGAGCUGCGCGCCGAGCUGGGAAGGCUGCAGGAGAAGCACCGCCGAGCCCUGCAGCAUCUGCGGCGCUGCCGGGCCGCGGGCGGGCCGGACGACGAGGAGCUGGAAGAGCUGCUGCUGGAGGAGGGCGACGAGCGGCCGCCGUCCCCCCCCGAGCAGCCGCUGGAGAAGAGGGGGCUGGUGGCGCCCGUAUAGCCGGCCCCUGGGGGGACCUCGGUGGGGAGCCCCUUCCCGGAGGAGGAGCCGGCGGUGUGUUUUUCAAUCUUCCUCUGCCCCCAGGGCACGACCCGGAAGCGCUGACGGCGGAGAAGCGGGGUCAGGUGGAGAUGCGACGCUUGGGGGAGGCCAAAGUUGAAGGGGAAAAAGGCCUCGAGGCCGCUGCUGUGGAGGAAAGAGCUACGGGGAAGCGAACAUUUGGCCUCGCGCCGCCUCACAGCACUGAGUUGUGCUGUCUUAGGGAAUCUGCUGCGGGUCGCUCGUUGAGUUAGCGAGCACCGUGUAGGUCUCGGUAGCCAUAGAGGCCAUCAAAAGACGUCUGGCUACUUCUCUGUGUCCUAUGUACGUCUGUUAUAAAAGGGGGUGGAGGAAGCUUGCAAGCUUCUUGGUCGGCACUCUGGUAAAAAGUUGGUGAUCCCUCGAACACUGAAUUGUCUGGACAUUAAGUCAAAAACAGUACCUGUUGUCUUUAAGAAUGGACUGUGUUCACCCUCAUGUCAAUAUUGGUUUGUAUUUUGCACUUUCACAUAAAAUUGCAUAAAAUUCCUGAUAAUAAAAAUGUGACACGCCA